GCGUAGCAACGGCAAACGCGGUCAUGUCUAGCGGUUCAAGCAGUCGGUUGUCUCAGUAUAGCAAGCUACCACCAAUCGGAGGAACGACAGAAGAGCCUUGUCAAUCUCUGCAAGACGUGGAACAAGCCGUUGAUUGCGCUCGGGAAGACGCCAAAACACUUUUGGAAUAUCUAACCGAGCAGACGACACUUGUGCAGAACAGGAUUGAAGAGCGACUGAAAGUAACGCUAACAAAGACUACAACAUUUCUAUCUGAUCAGAUUCAGUCAAACGAACGUUCUCACUCGCAAGAGGUGAUGCAAUAUCAAGCACAAGUAAAGGAGAUGAUUGCUGCAAAGGAAGAUCUGAUCAAACGUGAAAAGGCGUUAGUUGGGCAACAGACAAGACUAAGCAUCGAAUUGGCUGCAGCCAUUCAAGGAAGAAAACAAGCAGAGCAAAAAGUUGAAACACAACGACUGGAGCACGAAGAACAACUGAAACGGCAGAAAUCGCAAAGGGAAAUGGAGGGAGCAUUGCAGAAGACAGCAAUAGAGAAAGAGCUACAGACUGUGCAGCAGUUAAAGGACGAAGUACACAGGUACUCUGAAGAAAUGAGAAGACUGAGAGAAAAGUUGAAGACCGAACAGAGCGAAAAGAUACGAAUCGAGAACAAAAAGUCAGACGAUGAAGGAAAACUGUCCUCUGCGAAUAAGAAGCUCACCUUGGAAGUGUCUACACUAAAGGCACAGCUUCAGUCGGCAAAUAACUCUCUAACAACAGUACACAAACAAAAUGAUCAGUUGGAAAAGAAAAUGUCACAGAUGGAGAAAGAUCAUACUUUUGCAACUAAAACCGCAGCUGCACAUCAUUCUGCAACCGUGAAAUCUUUGGAAGAGAAGAUUUCUCAACUGCAAGGAGAAAUCAUCCAGAUGCAAAUAAAAUACCAAGAACAAAUAGACAAUUUGCUCCGACAAUUGCACGACGCUCAAUCGAGAGUUGACAACCUAUCUGGAUUUAAUGAGGCAAUUGCCUUGGAAGAUGCAAGAAUUAGAAAAUUACGUCUCCAGAAUCAAGAGGAAAAGAGGCUUCUAGAGAAAGAACGGCAAUGCGUACCAAAGAAAACUGUAAAACUUGUGACAUGAAUUGGGGAUUUAAUUGGCUACCGGAAAAUAUAUGUUAUCAUUACAGUA
Messenger RNA from Corticium candelabrum, 1169 nucleotides. RefSeq names its product early endosome antigen 1-like. The record is from RefSeq and is a predicted model, not a curated record. The coding region runs from base 24 to 1121 and encodes 365 amino acids. The transcript is spliced from 8 exons. Lineage: Eukaryota; Metazoa; Porifera; Homoscleromorpha; Homosclerophorida; Plakinidae.